Rhinichthys klamathensis goyatoka is the source of this 1741-nucleotide messenger RNA. RefSeq names its product guanine nucleotide binding protein (G protein), beta polypeptide 1-like (gene gnb1l). Bases 106 to 1086 code for a protein of 326 amino acids. The transcript has 7 exons. Gene Ontology annotation, molecular function: protein binding. Lineage: Eukaryota; Metazoa; Chordata; Actinopteri; Cypriniformes; Leuciscidae. The record is from RefSeq and is a predicted model, not a curated record.
AGACAGCUCUCCUCCGCUACGGGGCUUUUCAUGUUCGCUGUCGCAUGUUCUGAUUCCAUUCGUCGCACGUGGGAGUCCGCCGUUUAUACAGGAUAAAGAUCACUGAUGUUACUGAUGUCCCGCCCUCCUCCAGACCCGCUGUUCAUCCUGAGGGGUUCAGGGGCCGCAGUGAACACCCUUCACUUCUGCUGUGGUGGAGAUGGACCACCAUUUCUCUACUCUGGGUCAGGUAAAGGUGCAAUCCAUGUCUGGAACCUGACCACUAGGAGAGCAGAACAUGUUUUAGAGAGCCAUGCUGGGAACUCUGUUAUCUGGCUCCACACCUUCAAAGACAGCAGCAGCAGACUCAUCAGUCAGGGUCGAGACAUGCGGGUGUGUGUGUGGGAUCUGUCCGAAGACCGCAGCACAGUUACGGAUUCUCUCCUCACGGGCAGUGUGGGGUUCAGUCAGUGCUCUCUGCUGGAGUCCCGGCCCGGAUCCGCUCUACUGGCCCACCCCACAGAACAUAUGGAGGAGGUGAGCGUGGUGGAGAUGAGGAGCUGGACUCCAGUGUGCACUCUCAAACCAGAUUCAAAGCUGGGGAUGCUCAUGUGUAUGAAGAUGUGGCAGGCUGAUUCUGGUCCGGUUCUGUGUGCCGGGUAUGAGGACGGCUCUCUGGUGUUAUGGGAUGUUUCCCAUCGCCGUCCGUUCAGCUGUCUGAAGGCGCAUCCUGAGCCAGUCAUGUGUCUAGACGUUGAUGUAUGCAGGCAGAAAGGCAUUUCUGGAUCUUCAGAGAAGAUUCUCCAAUCCUGGACAUUUGACAACCAGCAAAACCUUCAGAUGCACGACUCCGUUCAGAUGACCAAUCCUGGGGUCUCCCAGCUGCGUAUCCGUUCCGACGGCAAGAUCCUAGCAACGACGGGCUGGGACAACAACAUCAGAGUGUUUGGCUUGAAGAAACUGAAGCCACUGGCUGUUCUGCAACAUCAUACUGACAUGGUGAAUAGUGUGGCCUUCUCAGACCAUCAGGACCCCCCACAGAGACUUUUGGCCGCAGGGUCCAAGGACCAGCGGAUCAGUGUGUGGUCUAUAUAUAGCGAAAGUUGAGUUUAAAAGACAGAGGCCCACUUUACCAUUUCCUUCAAACUGAUUGUUGCCAAUUACUCUGACUUUAUUUACAUACUUGAACGUGGUGCUAAUAUAUUUUUCUUUGAAUGGUGAAAUGCCUAAAUUAGUGGCUGACUGCCAUUCUGAGGCGGAGCUUCAACACAAUCACAUUUAGCAAGACGUUCAGCAGUGUUUGCCGCCAUUGACGCGUCCACGUGAACGAGUUCCUUUUGGUGAAAUGCUCAAGCAAAAGCUGCUAAUAUAAACACACUCCAUCACCGUGUUUUGUUGCAGUUUGCCACAAUGGUAAAUAGUUAUUUAAACGCGUUUUUUUUUUUUUUUUUGUCAAAGGCAGAGCUUAAACCGUCCUCUCCGAUAUGUUUGCUUUACCCCAGGUUGAUGUGCUUCAGUAGGCGUAUUUGCUCUUGAAGUCGCACCUGAGCGGCAAAGUAAUCCAGCGCUGUUUUUCUAAAUCUGCCUCUGAGUUUAAGAUUGCCCUCUGGACUGACCUGCAUACAUCACACAGGGUUAAUCACAAGGGCUCAGGCUUCGCAGACAGGCCUGUUUGUUAGAAAGAUUCAUUGAGCAAGUUUCGUUUCGUUCUUCCUUUAAGCUCAUGAGCUGAUGAAGGCGGCUCUAUUUUCAGGCUAAAGAC